This is a messenger RNA of Cryptosporidium muris RN66, 246 nucleotides long. RefSeq names its product Tim10/DDP zinc finger domain-containing protein. Gene Ontology annotation, cellular component: mitochondrial inner membrane. NCBI's taxonomy places the organism in Eukaryota, Apicomplexa, Conoidasida, Eucoccidiorida, Cryptosporidiidae. The record is from RefSeq and is a predicted model, not a curated record. Bases 1 to 246 code for a protein of 81 amino acids. The transcript has 2 exons. Gene Ontology annotation, biological process: protein insertion into mitochondrial inner membrane.
AUGUCCUCAGUUAAACCAAACAGUGAUGCAGCUCAAGCUGCAAUAGUUGAAUUAAAUGGAUUAGCAGAUAUAUUUAAAAGAAUACAAGAAACUUGUUGGAGGAAAUGCAUCAGUGAUAUAUCAGACUCAUUACUUUCACCUGGUGAGAUAAGUUGUACAGAUCGUUGCAUUGCUAAGUAUAUGGAGACACACACUCUAAUUGGCAAUUAUUUACAAGGAACAAGUGAGAAUAAAUCUCCAAAGUAA